AUGUCAAUUUCAAUCAUUUCAUCUAAAAAAUUUAAUAUUAUGGCUAAUAUUAUUCAUUUUAUUUACAAUUAUUUUUUGUUAUUUAAAUUGUGGAGUUUUAUUUGGAAACGAUUCACCUAUUUUGUCAUCAAUUCAUGUUCCAUUUUGCAGUCAUUCUCAUUGUUGACAGAAAGGAAAUUAAAUUUAAGUGAAUUGAUUGAAAUUGUCGAACGUAUUGAUCAAUAUGAAAGAAUCAUUAAAAAUUUAUCUGAUCGUGUGGAAAAAUUAGAAUGGGAUUUAAAUCGUUGUCUUUGUAAAGAUAGCAGUCUUCAUGAUCAAAUAAAUUUGAGUGACAUAUCGAUUGAUGAUUCAAACUCUAAACCAUUGGAAACAAUGAAUAUUCCACCACCACCACCUCCAUUGCCACCGAAAGAAUUUAAUUUCACUAGUACUCCUAAUCCAGUUUUUGUCUCACAGCAAAAAACUCAAUUCAAUGGUCGGCCAAUUCAAAAUGAUGAUAAUUUUGUAUCCAAUAAAAAACAAAGGUCAGCAUCCAUAUUAACAUGGUCAAUAUCGAAACAAUCCUAUCGAUUAGUUGAUCAGAUUUUAUGGACUUUAAUUACAAAUGGGAACAGCUUUAUAUGUUCCACAAGUUUCACCAAUUAUUAUCCUAGAUUAUUUCUCGACGAUCUUAUUCAACAACGUAAAUUAUUACGUAAAAUAACUCGAAAUUCUUUAUUAGGAAUCAAUGAUCAUAUCAAUCAAUCAUUAAAUGAUAUGGUACAGACUGCAUUGAAAAGGAAAUUCGCCAAUAUUAAUCAUUCAAGUACUAUGACCUCAAUGGAUGAAAGUCAAUUUUCUGAACGAACCGAAUUCAGCAUGUAAAUAAGAAACGAAGCUAUAAACAAUGAAUUUAUUAUGAUUAUAACUUUUUAUAUUGAGAACAAAUUUUUAUUUCGUAUUUAUGGAUUAAUUUUUUUUUACAUCAAUAAACUAAAUUGUACUUUUGUACAAAUUUUACAUUA
Messenger RNA from Dermatophagoides pteronyssinus (European house dust mite), 1004 nucleotides. RefSeq lists its product as uncharacterized. Lineage: Eukaryota; Metazoa; Arthropoda; Arachnida; Sarcoptiformes; Pyroglyphidae. The record is from RefSeq and is a predicted model, not a curated record.